Messenger RNA from Parasteatoda tepidariorum (common house spider), 1498 nucleotides. RefSeq names its product solute carrier family 35 member G1-like. Lineage: Eukaryota; Metazoa; Arthropoda; Arachnida; Araneae; Theridiidae. The record is from RefSeq and is a predicted model, not a curated record. Gene Ontology annotation, cellular component: membrane.
CCAAGUUUACCGUUAGAAAGACACUAAGAAAUUUUACGAGUGAAUUUGAAGAUUCCAGCGUUGCAUGUGUUAUAAAAUUAUGACGUAGCUAUGGUGUAAUUUGCUUUUCCUCGCAUUAUAAAGUGUUAUGAUGUUAUAUUUUGCUUCAUUUCAUUCUAAAAUGAAUGUUCAUUUUUCAGAUUCAGAUUUUUUUAAGCCUGUAAUGUUUUAGAACUUAUUUAAGUUGAAAACGUUUGAAGAUGAUCUGAGGAAGAAAGGCUUGGAAGAAUCUUCAAAAAUGAUCUGGUGGAACAGUAAAUCCUUUGCUCUACCAAGUUUAGAACAAAAAAUCAGAGCCUUAGUAACGACUGAAAAAAACAACUCCGAGGUUUUCAAAGGAUUACUGCUAGCAACGAUUUCGGGAUUAUUGUACUCCUGUACAACUGUAGUAGUCAAAUACGUCGAUAAUUUAGAUCCUGGACAACUGUGCCUUUAUCGCCAUAUCGCAAUUUUCACUUUAAAUAUUCCAGAAGUUAUCAAAUGUCGCCAAGGAAUCUUUUUGCCAAACAAUUUCCGUGUGCUACUAAUAAUCAGAAGCAUAUGCUCGGCAACACAUAUAUUGGUCAGUUAUUAUGCUUUUCGCCUCUUACCACUUGCAGAAGCGAAUGUGAUUUUAUUCAGCAUCCCAGCCUUUGUAACCGUGGCCGCGAGGAUUUUCCUAAAAGAACCAUGUGGAAUAUUCCAAUCGAUAUCUCUGGUCUUCACUGUAAUUGGCUUAAUUUUUACUGCCAAAAUACCUAGUUACUUUUCUGGCUCACCUAUUGUUCAUUCAAAGGAAUACAUACAGGGUCUUAUAUUUGCUUUCUCGGGAAUCCUCCUUAAUACCGCUCAAAUAAUACUCUUAAGAAAAACGAAAGAAGUCCACCGUGCAACUGUUGUAUCCAAUUUAGGUAUCAUAGCUAUCAUUGAACUAGCUUCUGUUACUGCCAUCUUUGGUGAUUUCAAGUGGAAUAUGUGUGGAUGGCAGAAUCUGUACAUAAUUAUCCUCGGAAUAUUUAGUUACUUAUCUCAAGCAUUGAUGACCAGAGCUUUCCAGUGCGAAUUUGCUGGCCCAGUCUCCACUGUCAGGGCUGGGGCAGAUAUAGGAUUGUCCUUUAUAUGGCAGACAGCUGUGUUUAAAAUGAUUCCAGACACUUUCAGCAUCAUAGGAGCUUUGUUAGUUAUGGUAUCCAUAAUUUUGGUUGGAAUUAGGAACUGGGUGUCCAGCCUACCGAAUGAUUCCCCAAAAUUGAAGCACUUAAAAUGGAUAUUGAAGUAAAUUUCGAGAAACUUGGUGUUGGAAUUAAUUUUAAUUGAAUUAGAGAUAGCGCGCGCAGUAGAAAAAAAUGUAGGUGUAGUGUUGAAUGCAGAAAAACAGCGGCAGAUGUGUAAUAGUAAUCAAGUAAUUAAGUAGUAGUUUAUAUAGUGUGUGUUGUGUAUUUGUUUUUAAGUUAUAUUAGUUGUUUUUUGUUAUUGUUGU